Messenger RNA from Ipomoea triloba (trilobed morning glory), 1119 nucleotides. RefSeq names its product leucine-rich repeat protein 1-like. The transcript has 6 exons. NCBI's taxonomy places the organism in Eukaryota, Viridiplantae, Streptophyta, Magnoliopsida, Solanales, Convolvulaceae. Gene Ontology annotation, molecular function: protein binding. Bases 218 to 871 code for a protein of 217 amino acids. The record is from RefSeq and is a predicted model, not a curated record.
AGAAAGAUUCUUCUUCCACCAAAAGCUUUUUUUGCCCAUUCGCCAUUUCCAAAAUCGAUUCUUUCAUUUUCCUUUUUCUCUCUCUAUCUCUUCUGGUUUUUUUGUCGUAUAUCUACUACGGCUUCAUAGCUAAACAGAUCAAACUCAAAGCUCAAGAUCAAAGAGCAAACCUAGAGUCAGAAGUCGGGUCGGGUUAGGCAACUGAUUGGAAGAAGCUAUGGCAGCAGCUACUGGUUCUUUGUCAUGGUUGGUGGUUGCAGUGGUGGUAGUGGCCCUCGCAGGGAGAGUUGCCGGAAAUUCAGAAGGGGACGCGCUCUACGCGCUGCGCCGGAGCUUGUCCGACCCGGAUAACGUGCUCCAGAGCUGGGAUCCCAAUCUGGUGAACCCUUGCACCUGGUUCCACAUCACCUGCAACCAAGACAACCAUGUUACCCGCGUGGACCUUGGAAACUCGAACUUAUCUGGCCAUCUGGUGCCUGAUCUUGGGAAGCUUGAGCAUUUGCAGUAUUUGGAACUUUACAAAAAUAACAUUCAGGGCACAAUUCCGGAGGAGCUUGGUAACUUGAAGAACCUUAUAAGUUUGGAUUUGUACAACAAUAAUAUCUCUGGAACUAUUCCUCCUUCAUUGGGAAAGUUGAAAAGUCUUGUAUUCCUGCGUUUUAACGAUAAUCAGUUAACCGGGAGAAUUCCAAGGGAACUUGCUAGUAUUUCUACCCUUAAAGUUGUGGAUGUAUCAAAUAACAAUCUCUGUGGAACAAUUCCAACUAGUGGUCCCUUUGAGCAUAUUCCACUAAACAACUUCGAGAAUAAUCCUCGGCUGGAAGGCCCGGAGUUGAUGGGGCUUGCAAGCUACGACACAAACUGCUCAUAAAGACGUCGUUGAAUUGACUCGUCGAACUGCCACUGUGUCUGGAGGUUUACAUAUUGUUUCCUUAAGUAAAUAGGUACCUCUGUACUGCCCUAAGAUGAUUGAAAGCUGUAACUUUAAUCAGUUACCGUUGAUGUAGGAUUGCUAUCAAGGUUGACAAAGAUUGUGUAAUAUUGUUAUAUUGUACUGAUGCCAACAGUAAAUUAUGGCCAUGUUGUUAGUCAAUCAUGUUGUUGUAUAUGUUGCUUGCU